AUGCCGCCCGUGCUCACCCGCGCUCUUCGAGCCGCCAAAAUCGACCCAGCAACGGUCACUCAACGUGGAAACGUCCUUACUGCCGAUGACGGGUCCACCUACUUUGCCCGUACCUCCCGAGAUAUCAAGCAGAUCACUGGCGAGGUCGAGUCGCUUCGGGCGCUCGGGAGGGCGUGCCCGGAGCUGGUGCCCAGGCUGUUCGCCUUCGAGGUUGAUGACGAAGCGGGCGAGGGGGCGAUGGUCUCGCAAUACUUCGACCUGGUCGGCGGGUCGUCCCGGGGAGAUACGCAGCGGGAGCUAGCCAGGCGGGUUGCCCAGCUACACACAGUCUCUGAGGACGAGGGAAGGGAAGGGCAUAUGGGGAGAUAUGGUUUCCACGUGCCGACCCACUGCGGGGUGACGGAGCAAGAUAACACGUGGGAAGACAGCUGGGAGGUGUUCUUCCGGGAUAGACGGCUGGGGGAUCUUGUACGAAGGAUAGGAGACAACAAGUUGACUGCGGCCUGGGUUGAGAUGAAGAGGAAAGCCAUUCCCCUUCUUCUCAGCGAUAUCCGCCCCGCUCCCGAACCCGUCAUUCUGCACGGCGACCUCUGGUCCGGCAACACAGGCGUCGAUGCUAAGUCCGGUCAGCCAGUCAUAUACGACCCAUCCAGCUAUUACGGGCAUAACGAGGCGGAUCUGGGAAUCAUGCGGGUAUUUGGAGGUUUCAGUCCAGAGUUCUUCGACGAAUAUCACAAGGUACACCCUCGCUCAGAGCCGUAUUAUGAAGAGCGACAGAAGCUGUAUCAGCUAUAUCAUCACCUGAACCACGCGCUCAUGUUUGGCGGAGGCUAUCCCAGCUCGUCAUUGGCUAUCAUGAGGGAGCUGGUCCAAUGGUCUGUGAGCAUAUAG
This is a messenger RNA of Dioszegia hungarica, 891 nucleotides long. Its product is annotated as Fructosamine/Ketosamine-3-kinase. The record is from RefSeq and is a predicted model, not a curated record. Lineage: Eukaryota; Fungi; Basidiomycota; Tremellomycetes; Tremellales; Bulleribasidiaceae. The coding region runs from base 1 to 891 and encodes 296 amino acids. The transcript has 4 exons.